Seminavis robusta is the source of this 1161-nucleotide messenger RNA. The record is from the annotation of a GenBank genome assembly. NCBI's taxonomy places the organism in Eukaryota, Bacillariophyta, Bacillariophyceae, Naviculales, Naviculaceae.
CCCUUCUAUCUAGCUUUCUCCACCUUUCUCAUUUCUUUUGACAAGUGCAUCAUGUCCGCCACCGAAGACUUGUUGCUAGUGGCUCCACACCUUCAUCUUUUCAAUGAGGUCCAUACCGAGUACGUUCGUCGAAGGACCAAGCAUUGUCACGAAGAUAUGGAUUGCGAGGAACUCUACACUCUCCUCUUUCGAGACAUUCGUCGGCAUGCGUCGGUGUACGUGCACGUCCUCUUUCAAAUGAACGAUCUCUAUGCCGAAAAAUGCUCCGUCAUACUCUGUAUAUUGGCCCACAUUCUACGUAUCAAAGGCAAGAACGAACCGUGCCGGCAAGUAUUGGACUUACUCGAUGGCACGGUCCUCAAGGUAUACCAACAACGCGCAUUACUGUCGUCCAAACUGCGACGAUACAGCAACAACCACCGACGACGACCCACCAAACAGAUCCAACGCUGCAAGGCAUUGACGUACAAGGUGAACGAUGUACGCAUUGACAUUCACUCCCAGCCAGGAGGAGUUCAAACAACGGCGUUGGAAGCCUUGCGAGAAGCGUGUCAUUAUGAAUUGGAACAACAGUUUGCUUUUGAACAGCAAAAAUGGCUUGUAGUGCUAUUCUCCAUUGUGGGGCCGUCCUACGAACAAUUGACCAAUCUCGAUAUUCAAAGUGUACACGAUGAAACACUCUGGCAGGCACUCUUGCAGCACAACCGGCCAUCUUCCGCCUAUCAUGUCGAAUUAGGAAAAUGUCAUGGAUGUGAUCGCUUGGAAUCGACGAGAGGAGAAUUUGAAGAAUGUUCCAACUGUCUCAAAGUGGCAUACUGUUCCUAUGAAUGCCAGUUGCAAGAUUGGAAAAAGAGUCACAAGAAACAGUGCUGUCGACACACGGAUCAUUUCGUCCAACGAAAGCGCCCUCUUUCCUUUGUGCCGUGGAUCUAAAAAAGUGCUGUAGUUGGUGAUUAGUGGUACCUGGUAGUUCUUAACAAAUGCAUGACUUGAUACGAUACCAGUACGGUACGGUGUGGCUCGACUGCGGCAGAGUUAUAACAUAGUUGUGGUUUCAAGGAAUGACUUUUCCACCAAAUCAAGGACAGAUCUCUUCUUCAGACGAUGUUUGUUCACAACUAGCUAGCUAGACUAGUAAACGUACUGUAGAGCAUUGCGGGA